Messenger RNA from Linnemannia hyalina, 1113 nucleotides. The record is from the annotation of a GenBank genome assembly. Lineage: Eukaryota; Fungi; Mortierellomycota; Mortierellomycetes; Mortierellales; Mortierellaceae.
AUGCACGCUCAAUUCGGUGCUCCCUAUGCCAAUAUGCAAGACGUGAUCAACAUGAAGUUCACAUCCUCCAUCCUCUUGAUCUCGGCCGCCAUUGCCUCCGUCGCCGUUGCCGCUCCCUUGACCGGCCAGGCCUCGGUAGCCGUCAACGCCCCCAACAAUGUCCAUGGUAACGCCGACGCCAACCUUUCCCGCACUUCUCUCACCAAGCGCGCCUGCGGCGACUGCACCCAAAAGGACGGUGCUGCAUUGGAUGUCAUCAUCAAGGCGUCUGCUGACCACUAUGCCGACAUUGCCCAUGCCCGUCUCGACAACUUGAUGCGCGAGAUCGCAACCGCCAAGGUCACCAGCGGAACCGAGGAGCUCCCCAAGGAGAAGGCUUUGCUCACCAUCACCGUCCAGUCCAAGAUUGAUGAUGCCAAGAAGGCCUGUAGCUCUGAGGAGUUGGUCCCCGCGAUCAAGGCUGCGGUCGCUGCAGAUGCCAAUUUGGACGUUGCAUGGUCCAAGCAGGAGGAAAAGGAGCUCGAGAAGAAGAUGGUAGAGUUGGAUGUCAAGAUUACAAAGUUGGUCUUGGAUCGUAUUCAGGCGAAUGUUAAUGCUGAGUUGCUGUCCAAGGACUGCACCGAGAAGAUGACCAACACUGAGAUCGCCCCUGCUCCUGAGACCUCUGCUCCCGUCCCUGAGACUCCUGCUCCCGUCCCCGAGACUCCUGCUCCCGCCCCCGAUACUCCUGCUCCCGUCCCUGAGACUCCUGCACCUACACCUGAGACAUCCGCUCCCGUCCCAGAGACCUCAGCUCCUGUUCCCGAGACGCCAGCCCCUGUCCCUGAAAACACCGAUAACGGAUUGAAGGUUGGAAUCAACGUCGCUGCAAACGUCGACCCCAAGUUCGUCUGCAAGUCAGGAUGCAACGACGCCCAGGACGCCAAGAACGUUCUUAGUCUCCGUGUGAACCUCGAGAACCAGUUCAAGCCCCGUCUGGACCAUUUCUACGCUGAGGAGGUGCCUACUGCCUGUGAGGAGAAGAGGACUACGUUGGUGGAUGGUGUCUUGAACCUGUUGUCUGGUCUUCGGGUUAAUGUCAAGGCUGAUGUCAAUGCCAACAAGAACAAUUAG